Molecule: messenger RNA, 1818 nt
Organism: Adineta steineri
Lineage: Eukaryota; Metazoa; Rotifera; Eurotatoria; Adinetida; Adinetidae
Source: the annotation of a GenBank genome assembly
AUGGGUAAAUAUAUUUCUAAACGAUUAAAAAACCAAAAACUUCGACUGGAACGUUUAAAAAACGCAAAAUCAAUACAUAACACUAUACCAACAUCAACUGAGCAUGUAACAACAACAAUAGAAAAGAAACUAAAAUUAGCUCGUGCUCAACUUAAUUCUACAUCGACUUCAACAACACAAUCGACCAUAGAAGACGAAUUUUCAUCACCUGAUAUUCCAUAUGAAAGUGUUAAUAUUAUUGUCAGUAUCGGUAUGAUACUAAAUUUAGUUAAUAAAUUGCGUUGUCCUUCAUGUGAUUGUGUUGGCAAAAUGUCUGAAAAAAUUACUCAACGUCGUGGUCUCGUGUACAAUAUCAAGUUUUCAUGCAUUUGCUCAUUUGAAAUGUCUUUUACAAAUUCAACACAAUUGGUUCAUCCAACUACUAAACGUAUGGAUGAACUCAACAUGAUGGCAUGUGUAGCAGCUAAUAUUGUUGGGAUCAAACGAACAGGCAUGACUACAAUUUUAGGCAUGUUAAAUAUUUUACCACCAGUUCAAAUUGAAAACUGGAACAAAUAUCAAAAAAUAUAUUCAGAUGCUUUGGAUGUUGUAAAAGAUGAAAGUCUUGGAAGAGCCGCUGAUGAAGCAGCAGAACAAUCAUCUGAACCUGCUGAUCAUGAAGGAGUUACAAAUAUUAAAGUUUCAAUUGAUGGAACAUGGUUAACUCGUCGUGGUCAUUCUAGUUUACAUGGAAUAGCAACUGUGUGCACAACAUCGGACCCGUCAAAAGUAUUAGACUUCGAAUGUCUAAGUCGAUACUGUACCACGUGUUCUGGUUUAUUAGGGAUUAAAGAACACAGUCCUGAAAUGUAUCAACAGCUUUUAACACAACAUAUUGCAAGUGGUUGUGAAGCAAAUCAUUCAGGUUCAUCAGGUGGAAUGGAGGCUGCAGGAAUGGUAAAAGUUUUUCGUCGAUCAGAAGCUAAACAUCUUCUACGAUACACGACAUACGUCGCUGAUGGUGAUGCCAACAAUGAACGUGCACUUAUCGAUGCUCAACCAUAUGGAAACAUGCCUAUUCAACGUCUUCAAUGUAUAAAUCAUUUUUCAAAACGAAUGCGCACUGCUCUAGAAACAAUCAAAAACAAAUAUAAAGGUGAAAAAUUAGAAGACGGUUUACCAAUUGGAGGUCGAAAAGGACGUUUGACUGAUGACAAAAUUCAUCAAUUAACUGUUUCUUACGGAUCUGCUAUUAGAUCUCAUGUGAACGAUUUGGAAUCAAUGAAAGUCGCUUGUUGGACUACAUUUUACCAUUACAAUUCUACACGUGAAAAUCCUAAUUAUGAAUCUUGUGAUCCAAGCAAGUGCCAUAUUUGCAAACACAAAUCAUUUGAUUCUAGCAAACACAGUAUAGCAUCUGCAGUAAUGAAUGUCAUUCGUCCUGUUUAUGAAAAGAUGUGCUCUGAAGAAACAUUAUCAAAAGUGGUCGAUGGAGGAACAACCAAUCCAAAUGAAUCUUAUCAUAGCUAUAUUUGGUCUUUGUGUCCUAAAACACAAUUUCAUUCUGCUAAAUAUGUUCGUGAUGCUGCUUCUCUAGCUGCUAUUCUUUACAAUGAUGGUUAUCAACUAUCAUUCACAAAACUGCUUCAACAAUGUGGUGUUCAAAGUACAAUUCCUGCAUGUGUUAGAAUGCUACAAUUAAUUGAUAAUCAACGACUAAAAGACUAUAAACUCAAAACCAAAGCAACUCGACAAAAGGCACGACAACGACGAAUAUUAACUGAACAACGUCUCAAUCAAAAAGAAAAAUAUACCUAUACAACAGGAGCGUUUGAUUAA